GAACAAAGCCAGCAGUGCAUUGCAUCCCGCCCAUAGAGCGGAGCAGCUACGUCAAGAGAAUUUGGGAUGCGCCCUGGGUCUGUGACUGCCUGGAAACUCUCACCCGUCAGUACAACUUUUUGGAAGUGGCGCUGGAGCUACCAACCUUAAUGUGAAAGAAGUUCAUUGAAAUCAAAUCGAUGAAAAACUUUGCAAAAUAAUAAGAAUUUAUCAAACUUUGAAUCAUGUUUUACGCAAGCUGACAGGAGAAUUACGCACGACUAAAAAACACUUCGGUUUACUGAAACCAUCCGACUUUUUUCCUCUAUUGCAAAUGCAGUAAGGAUGUUGGCGAGAAAAAGCAUCAUCCCGGAGGAGUUCUCCCUACCGGGGCUUGCUUCUAGGAUCCACCGCAAACCAGUGUUCAGGGACCGGGUGAACAAAGCCCGCUUCAUCGCCAAGAGCGGAUCCUGCAACUUGGCGCACAAGAACAUCCGAGAACAGGGAAGAUUCUUGCAAGACGUCUUCACCACUCUGGUAGACCUGAAAUGGCGCUUCACCCUGGUCAUCUUCACCAUGACUUUUCUGUGCAGUUGGCUCCUCUUCGCCAUGUGCUGGUGGCUCGUGGCCUUUGCCCAUGGAGACCUUGUACCCAACCGCACGUCUGGCAUUGAGCAGUGCGUCACCAACGUCAAGUCAUUCACCUCAGCCUUCCUGUUCUCCAUCGAGGUCCAGGUGACCAUCGGCUUUGGCCACCGUAUGAUCACAGAACAGUGCCCCACGGCCAUCGCCGUCCUCAUCUUCCAGAACAUCGCUGGCCUCAUCAUCAACGCCAUUAUGCUGGGGUGCAUCUUCAUGAAGACAGCCCAGUCGCACCGCCGCGCCGAGACCCUCAUCUUCAGCCGCAACGCCGUCAUCGCCGUGCGAAACAACCGCCUCUGCUUUAUGACCCGUGUGGGCGACCUCCGCAAGUCCAUGAUCAUUGGCGCUGCCGUCCGCCUCCAGGUGGUACGCAAGACCACCACCCCCGAAGGUGAGGUCAUCCCUAUCCACCAGAUCGACGUGCAAACGGAGAGUGCCGCGGCAAGUAACUCCAUCUUCCUCUUGGCGCCACUCAUUAUCUGCCAUACCAUCAAUAAGGACAGUCCACUGUACGACCUGUCAGCCAUGGAGCUGCAGUGCAGCGACCUGGAGGUGAUUGUGAUCUUGGAGGGCGUGGUGGAGACCACGGGCAUCACCACCCAGGCCCGGACCUCCUACGUCACCGAGGAGAUCCAGUGGGGUCACCGCUUCGUGCCCAUCGUGACCGAGGAGGACGGGGUGUACUCGGUGGACUACUCCAAGUUUGGGAACACGGUCAAGGUGGCGACGCCGAGGUGUUCGGCCCGCGAGCUGGACGAGAAGCCCUCCAUACUCAUCCAGACGCUGCAGAAGAGCGAGCUGAGCCACCAGAACUCACUGAGGAAGAGGAACUCAAUGAGGCGGAACAACUCCAUGAGGAACGGCGGCGGGAGCUCCGGCACCAUGCGGAGGAACAACUCGGCCCUCACCGUGCCCAAAGUGCAAUUCCUCACCCCUGAGGCGGUGGGCCAGAACAUGGCCGUCACAUGACACGAGGCCUGGCUCCCAUUGGCUGUCCUGCUCUUCCUGGGUGGGACCUCCCAUGUUUAUCCUCUGGCUCAGUUAGAGCUGACUCUGGUCCUGUUCCCAACACUCUGCCACAUAUACAGUAGUCAAUGCUAUACCUGACACACACAAUGCCCUGUUAUUACUAUUGUUGUGAGGAUGGAUUUAACCGGUUUUAGUUACUGAUUAGUGUCUCAUUUUCAGUCUGGUGCCUUUGCCUUUGUCUGGUUCUAAGCUGUAAUAGGCAUCCACAAGUUUUACUUUAUGAUGUAAAUGCCUUUAAACAUGUAAUAACUCUUUGUAUUGCUUUGUACUGAAUGCUGUACUCAUCACUGAAUCCAUGUGAUGAUGUAAUUAGCUCUUUAAUGUUACCGUGACCAAAGAGCAUAUUAUUCCAGAUGAUAAUGGCCAACUCCUUUCUAAUAGUAGAAGAAAAGGAUGUUUUGAUAUCAGCUGCAACGUAUUACACACCAACCGGGUUCCUCAUUCUUAUCAGAACCUUUAAUAAAGCAUUAACUUCAGUACUGUAUGAACAUUGGACUGUUUCUGGAAACUGUCACAGUAAAUAGAUCCCCUAUAAAACUGA
This is a messenger RNA of Oncorhynchus kisutch (coho salmon), 2191 nucleotides long. Its product is annotated as ATP-sensitive inward rectifier potassium channel 8. Lineage: Eukaryota; Metazoa; Chordata; Actinopteri; Salmoniformes; Salmonidae. Bases 325 to 1590 code for a protein of 421 amino acids. Gene Ontology annotation, biological process: potassium ion import across plasma membrane; regulation of monoatomic ion transmembrane transport. Gene Ontology annotation, molecular function: ATP-activated inward rectifier potassium channel activity. The transcript is spliced from 3 exons. Gene Ontology annotation, cellular component: plasma membrane. The record is from RefSeq and is a predicted model, not a curated record.